UGUUCCUUUUGUGCUGGUAGUACCUGUUGUCCUGUUUAAGUGGCCUCUUGGGACAUAUUCAAGGAGAGGCUGGCACUGAACCACGCCCAGAUACAGUAUCUGGGCCAGGAAAUGACAAGUGACUUCGUUACAGAUGUACCUGCAUUGAAGAGAGGACAUGACAAGGUGUGUUAUGACCCAAGACGACGUUUACCUGGCCAAACGUUAGGGAAGUGCCCAUGGCAACUUAGGAGAUCUGCAUGGCUGACUCGUGAGCUAAUGCCUCGCUGAAACCGACGGAUUGGGACAGCAGCCGUUAUUCAGAUCCUGGCUUCUAGGAACUUGAGGAACCAAGCCAUUGACUCUUGUUUUGGUUUGUUUGUUUGUUUGCAUAAUGUUUACUUUGGAAGUGAAGAUAGCGUAAACUGUACAGGAACUGCGACCAUGUGACGUCAGUUGUCCGUGCGAACCAUCCCGGCACAAGACAGAGAGUUGUCGGUUGGGCAAUUGGCACCCACGGGCGUUGUGCAAAGUUGUCUGGCAGGGUAUAGACCAACCUAACCGCGUCUGUACACAGCAGGCGGAUUUUAUCCAGAAUACACCAGGACUAGUACUAUGGAAUUCUGUGUGAUCUUUAAAGCUCUCCUGACGCGUCUGCUGUUCGCGGCACACGGUGUACUAUGCAUCUGGAGGACCAGUAUCGUACAGGGGACUAGCAACUUCUGGUUCCUGAUGCUGGCCGAGGCUGGGCUGUUCAUCGAGACACUCUUCACCUUGAUCGCCAGGAAAGGCAAGGAGUGGAAAUGGUUCUGUCCCAGCGUGCUGUUCUUUCUGGGAUGUACAGUACCCUCGAUCUGGUUCUUGGAGCUGGAUCAAUUGGAGCGACGCCUAGCGGCGAGAUCUGUGAUGCAGGACGCGUGCAAAAACAUGACCGUCAAUGUCACAGUAACGAGUGACACCCCAGAUGCACUGCACCUGCAUUCCAUCGGAAUCAACGCGGCUUUAACGAUCGAGAACUGGGUACUUGCCCUGGAACAGAUCCUGGUGUUUCUUCUCAUCAUUGGACGAUGGCUGCUGCCCAGGGGAGACUUGACACGUGACGAGCUGUCUCAACUCCUAUUGGUCUACAUCGGCAUGGCCGCCGACAUCGUGGAGCUGUUCGAAGUGUUCGAAGAGGAGAAUGUGAUGUACAAUACCAGGGUGGUCUACUGUGUCCUCGCGCUCUUCUCCUGGAGCCUUCUACAGUUUACCAUCGUCUUCACGGCCGUCAAAGCCAGGAAAUCGCGUCUAGGCGCGAUAAACACCGUAGAAACAGUUGACCAUAGCAUCUCGCGGGAUAACCAAGUAUUCAACGUACAAAAUCAGCCGCCAAAGUGGCACAACGGUCACGUCCGGGACUCGGUGUGCCAGCCACUGUGGCGCACCCAAGCGAUCGGCGGAAGAAGUGCAGAACAAACGGACGAUCUGCGGUUGCUGCCACCCAGAAUCUUCGCGAUUUCCACCACCAUCCUGAUGCAGGACGCCCCGUUCCUGGCGUUCCGGCUGUACCUCAUCUUCUACGAGCACAUCAUCACGCAGGGGCUUCUCUUCUUCAUCGGGAAGAACGCGCUGGUCAUCGUGCUUCAGAUCUACCGAGUCAUCGUCAUCUGUACCGAGGAGGAGCAGGAGGACAGUGCGGCAGAGGGGAAGGAGUUAACUGACUUUGUCACUAUCGUCAAAGACGACAACAGGAAUAGCGACGUGGCAGGCUACGAAAACAAUGCACUGGAGGUCAACGAAACAACUGUUACCAGCGGAGAAGAUGGAGCAACGUCACAGUAACACGCGCAAGAAACACAAUGAGUAAAGACGCGUAUUUUCAUAAACGUAGUGCUUAACGUAUGUUUUACGAACACUUUAUUAUUUCAUUACAUAUUUCUCGUACAUGGUUACGUAUAAUCUCCAUGGUAUACUAGUAACAGGUCUCAUAAAAUAUGUGUGUUUUACGGUGUCAAAAAGAAUGCGUCACACUUCCUUAAAGUAUUUUAAAAUCUUCGUGUUUUUUUAAACACCAUAGGUUGUGCACAGAUAACAGUAUGUAUAUAUAUAUCAUAUCAAGGUGUAACGUUACAUAGUGGUUCAGUUGCAUGACGGGAUCGUUUGUAAGAAAACAAAAAUGGCGGAUCCUGGUCACAUUAUUAACACGAAAUGUUUGAUUUUUUUUUCAGCAGCGAAGUUCUAUCGCUUGACACGAAUGCGCUUGACAUAAUAUUCCAUGACUAGAAGAUUCCGAUAGUACGAUUAUUGAGAUUUAGGUUUACAAAUUAAAACCUGUCCUAUAUGUGUGUAACCUGUGUUAUUUGAUGAGGUAGUACGUUUAUCCAACAGCAUGUAAUGUUAACGUUAGAUUUAUUUUGGUAUUACAUACGAAACGGUAAUUUUAGAUGAUAUACUGUAAAUGACUUUUUUAAUGUUAGCUGAUAUUCAAUUUUACAGUAGGAAGAAAUUAUUUUUAUUAUUUAUUUUCUGCUUGAAACAAUGAGGUAGGCGAGCAGAAGACAGAACAAGCAUUUUCGGGGUGGUCUUAAGUUUGAACAAUUAUUGCCAUUACUAGUUUCACUCUUGAUUCCAAAUCCUGUGGUUCGUUGUACACAUGGUGCCGCAUAUCAAUCAUGACCUUCAAUGCCCCAGACAUAAUUAUGGAGAUGAAGGUAAGGACAAACACUCAAGCACCUGUUUAAGGGUUCAAGAAACGCCCUGUGCAAACAAGGGAAAACAUCAGGUUUAAAACAAUCACUAAAUAGACCAGGGCUCGAAAUUCGUCUUUGGGAAUAGGUACUAGGUGCGCUGGUGCACCUAAUCUAGAAAUGUAGGUAUAAAGAAUAUCCUGUAUACGCACAUUACUAGUGUACCAUACGCACCCAGUAACAGUAUUUCGAAUCCUGUAGAGUGUAGACCAUCUCUAUCCUAUUGUCAAUAAUAACAUGACGUAUGCUCUUGUCUGUAACAGUAUAUUGUGCUGUCUUUCUUCGUAUUCUCCGUAAACAUGAUAGCCCGAAGGCACAGCUGAC
This is a messenger RNA of Branchiostoma floridae (Florida lancelet), 3029 nucleotides long. RefSeq names its product transmembrane protein 26-like. The record is from RefSeq and is a predicted model, not a curated record. The transcript is spliced from 3 exons. NCBI's taxonomy places the organism in Eukaryota, Metazoa, Chordata, Leptocardii, Amphioxiformes, Branchiostomatidae. Bases 595 to 1800 code for a protein of 401 amino acids.